Messenger RNA from Phycodurus eques (leafy seadragon), 3402 nucleotides. RefSeq names its product myotubularin related protein 1a (gene mtmr1a). Gene Ontology annotation, biological process: dephosphorylation. Bases 97 to 2184 code for a protein of 695 amino acids. Gene Ontology annotation, molecular function: phosphatidylinositol-3,5-bisphosphate 3-phosphatase activity. The record is from RefSeq and is a predicted model, not a curated record. The transcript is spliced from 19 exons. NCBI's taxonomy places the organism in Eukaryota, Metazoa, Chordata, Actinopteri, Syngnathiformes, Syngnathidae.
CAGCCUUUGGUUUCUAGUGCGCUCGGAUCUCGGCGAGGCCGAGCCCCCUUUGCCCCAAAACCCGCACGCGAGGAGGAGAGGCAAGUGACGGGCGGGAUGGCGGACGGAUUCGGAGCCGCCCCAAAUGGAGCUUGGAGCUCGCCCACCGUCAGCGGCGAAAGUGGACAAGAUCCAGACAGUCCAUCGGGUGGUCACGUGGAGUGGUGUAAACAACUGAUUGCAGCCACCUUGUCCAGUCACAUCUCAGCAGUGUCUGCAAACUCCGACGUCACCACCGAGCGGGAUUCUUCGGACGAGAGUCUCCGUCGCCACUGGAGACGCCGACUCCGAGCAUUCCACCGACGCGUCGGCGCGCCAAUCUCAUCCCGAUGUCAGAGUUACGCGAUGACGCGUCCCAGUCGGAGGACAGCUUUGAAUUGGGCCGACGCUACGGAAGGAAGGAGUCGUCGGAGGCUGAAAAUGACGCAAAAAGCAAAUGCGGUUCCUCUCCUGCCGGGGGAAAAAAUCCAGAUGAUCCUGGAGGACGUGACGUACAUUUGUCCCUUUAGCGGAUUGCUCAACGGCACUCUGACCAUCACGGACUAUAAGCUCUACUUCAGCAGCAUGGAAAGGGAAUCUCCAUUUGUUCUGGCCGUGAACCUGGGCGUCGUCAGCCGCCUGGAGACCGUGUGCAUUCCCGACCGAGGCGAGAACACCGAGGGACUGGAGCUGGUCUGCAAGGACCUGAGGAGCCUGAGGUUCGCCUACGAGACGGAGACGGGCCGCGCGGACGUGGCGGAGACGCUGACCUCGCGAGCGUUCCCGCUCUCCCGUGAGAUGACCUUAUUCACCUUCCGCUACGAGCAGCGCUUCCCCGUGGACGGCUGGAAGGUUUACGAGCCGCUGGCCGAGUGGCGACGGCAGGGUCUCCCCAACGAGAGCUGGACCAUCAGCCGACUGAACGCGUCCUACCAACUGUGCGACACGUACCCCGCCGUGCUGGUGCUCCCCGCCGACAUCUCGGACCAGGACGUCGAGCGGGUGGCGGCGUUCCGAGCCAAACGACGCAUUCCGGUGUUGUCGUGGAUCCACCCCGAGUCGCAGGCGGCCCUGGUGCGCUGCGGCCAGCCCCUGGUGGGCCCGUCGGACCGCCGCUGCAAGGAGGACGAGCGCCUCCUCCAGAUCGUCGUGGACGCCAACGCGCAGUCCCACAAGCUCAGCAUCUUCGACGCCCGACGGUUCAGCGAGGCACGCAGCAAAAAAGCGAAGGACGGCGGCUACGAGAGCGAAAGCUUCUACGCCAACGUGGAACUCAACUUCCUGGAGAUCCCCAACAUCCACGUGAUGCGCGAGUCCCUCCGGAAGUUGAAGGACGUGGUGUACCCCGCCAUCCACCAAGCGCGCUGGCACUCCAAUGUUGACCACACGCACUGGCUUCGCUACAUACGGCUGCUGCUGCGCGGAGCGUCGCAGGUGGCGUCCAAGCUGGAGCGCGCGCAGACGUCGGUGCUGGUCCACUGCGGUGACGGCUGGGACCGGACGGCUCAGUUGACGUCUCUGGCCAUGCUCAUGCUGGACGGACACUACCGCACGCUCCGAGGGUUCCAGGUUCUCGUGGAGAAGGAGUGGAUCGGCUUCGGACACAAGUUUGCCGCCCGCGUGGGCCACGGCGACGUCGACCGCGGCGACUCGGAGCGCUCGCCGCUCUUUGUCCAGUUUGUGGACUGCGUGUGGCAGAUGACCCGGCAGUUCCCGGCGGCGUUCGAGUUCAACGAGCUCUUCCUGCUCAUGCUGCUGGACCACCUAUACAGCUGCCUCUUCGGAACCUUCCUGUGCGACAGCGAGCGGGAGCGCGCGGCCCAGGAGGUCCGGACCAGGACGGCGUCCCUGUGGUCCUACAUCAACAGCCAGCUGGAGGACUUCGGCAACCCGCUGUACGUCCGCGACGGCCAGCGGGUGCUCCGCCCGCUGGCCUCCUGCAGGCAUCUGGAGCUGUGGACUAAUUACUACGCGCGAUGGAACCCGCGCACGAGACCGCAGGUGCCGCCGCAUCAGUCGCUGAAGGAUCUGCUGCUGUUGCGGACCGAACUCGAGCGGCGGGUGGAAGAGCUGCGCGGGGAAGUGCGCGCCGACUCUCCGGCGGCGCCGCGCCGGCCGUCGCCCGACUGCGCCACUGGGACCGCGGCGCUGCGCAGCGCGGUCUGAUGCACGCACACGCAUUUGCUCCACAGGUUUCUGUGCGUGUUUACCGUGAACUCUCAAUCCGGAGUAUACACUGCAUCGGAUUUAGUGUCUUAGUUUUCUAGAUGACGGAAACGCUCAGCUGUAAAUUUGUAAGGUGCUUUGCGCGCGCGCGCGCACAGUCAUGGCUAAAAAUAUGGGCACCACUGCGCUACCAAUAUUUUGACAGGAAUUAUAAUUGCGUAGACUAAGUAAUUGUUUCCAAGGACAGAAGUAUCAAUGCGCACAGAGCAUGGCAAACAUUGUCCAGUUCUGUUUUGUUUGACGCAUGCGCAAAGGUAGGCAUUUACCGUUUAAGAAAACAAAAGCUACUAAAAUACAAAGUACGAGGCGGGUAGAACUUUUUUGAGAAUGGAUACUCGCAAUUCUGGGGUUUGUAUUAUAUGAUCUGGAACCACUGAGUCAAGCAACACAUUUUUCCAAAAAUGCGGGCUCACUGCGGCGUCAAUCUCUCAGGGCCUCCUCCGGAUCUUGUUGUUGAGUCGCGUGAUGCGCUGAUGGCGCUCAGCUGAAAACCCGAGAGAACCUUCGUUCUCUCAAUGGGGAGACGCUUCCGUGCUUUGGAGAAGCGCAUUCACACAUUUCUGAAACGGCAAACAUCAUGACGGCGUGUAUCCUCGGAUGCCGUAGCAAUUAAAAUGUAUUCUCUAUUUUCAAGGAGAGAGGCACUGUUAUAAAAUCAUGAUGCGAAAGUUGGAUUGCUUUCAAGAAAGAAGUUUUAAUCUUUACAUGAACAAAGAUGUGCUAACCUGACCUCGAGGUCGUAAUGUUAUCAGAAGUGUUUCCAAAUUAUUGUAAUCGAAAUGUUAGUUUAACAAUGAUGGAAAGUCAUAUUUGAAGUGUAUUUCAAGAACUGUGAAAAUAUUCUUUAUUCUGGAAAAAGACACCUUUAUGCUCUUAAAAAUGAUUUGUUUUUAUUUUUAAAAACGAAAUUGUGAUUAUACGUCGCUAUCAUAUCCGAGCUUUCCCUUGGCCCCAGAUCAAGGUAGGCCGGCGGACAUCUUCCCCACGUGUCGCUUUGCGCCCGCUCUAUUGAUGAUUUUGCAGAGCGCAGUUUGAGAAGCUUCGCCCAACCGAUGCCGUCGUCGUGCUCCCAAGCCGCUCUUUUCUCUUUGCGCUCAUUAUGUCCCGCUCUGUGUACGAUGUUUCACACAAAACGAGAAUAAAAGCUCCCGGUCUCAA